AUGGUCUUACCACUUUGGUUGAGGGGUGGUAAACCUAUUACAAUCCCUUUAACUCGCCAUAAUGCUAUUCAUUUACCUCCAGUACUCACCUUAAUCCUCUUACUCGGAAUUGGAUUCCUAUUCUGUCAAAUCCGACCACAUCCACCCUAUAGACCAUAUAAUAUAGGUAAAACGACAGAUUCUCCUUUUCUGAUAGAUCGCUCAUUGUUCUUACCUCCUCCACCUAUAAAGCAAGAUAAACCAGAUUAUCUACAUUUACCUGAUCCAUCAAAACCUAAAAGAAUAGAUGGAAUGAUAAUACCAAAUUCUGUACAUUACGUAUAUGGCUUGAAAGAUCUGAAAGAAGGUCAAGAGCAAGGUGAAGAAUUGCCUUAUUACGCUUAUUUGGCUAUGAGAAGUGCUUUGAUCAAUCUAAAACCGGAAAAGAUCUACUUCCACUACGAACACCUUCCCACGGGACCAUGGUGGGACCUCAUCGUCCCUCAUCUCACUUUGAUAUCGACUCAAGCUCCGUCACAGAUAUACGGUAGGCCGUUGAACCACUUUGCGCACAAAGCGGACGUGUUGAGAUUACUAGCUAUGAAGUAUUCUGGUGGCAUCUACCUGGACGUUGAUAUCUAUGUCAUCAAAUCAUUCGACGAUCUGCUGUAUUUCCCUACUACGUUAGGCAUGGAAGCUUCACCUGAUUCCAGAAGAGCUGCAUUGGAUCCAGAGGGAUUAUGCAACGCUGUGAUAAUAUCAGCACCUGGAUCUCCAUUCAUAGAUCGAUGGUUACAUUCCUACGAAACUUUCGACGGCGGCACAUGGGCUUAUCAUUCAGUGGUGAAACCGUGGGAGAUAGCAAGAAGGUAUCCUGAUGAAGUGCAAGUACUGAGUGAAAGAGCUUUCUUUUGGCCAAUGUGGCAUGGAGAAGAGAUCCAAAAAACCCACGAGGAAAAAGAAUUUGACUUUGAGAAAACUGGUCAAUAUGCAUAUCACGCAUGGGAAUCCCUUGCGAUGGGAUACUUGUCCAAGUUAUCUCCUAAAUCAAUAAGGGAGAAUGAUAAUUCGUUCAAUAGAAUGGUCAAGAAGUUCAUUGGUCCGGAAGAUGAUGAGGUUUUUAAAAGGUGGCGAGGGGAAUAG
Molecule: messenger RNA, 1122 nt
Organism: Kwoniella shivajii
Lineage: Eukaryota; Fungi; Basidiomycota; Tremellomycetes; Tremellales; Cryptococcaceae
Exons: 7
Coding region: 1-1122 (373 amino acids)
Source: RefSeq, a predicted model, not a curated record